UCCAUACAUACAGAAUAGGGACAGAUACCGAGAAUUACACCCGGAUCCAGGACAGGAGAAGUGGGACUGUGCAGAGUCCAUACAUAUAGAAUAAAAGGACAUACCAAGAAUUACACCCGGCAUCCAGGACAGGAGAAAUGGUACUGAGCAGAGUCCAUACAUACAGAAUAAGGACAGAUACCGAGGAUGACACCCAGCAUCCAGGACAGGAGAAGUGGUACUGUGCAGAGUCCAUACAUACAGAAUAAGAGGACAUACCGAGAAUUACACCCGGCAUCCAGUACAGGAGGAGAAGUGGGACUGUGCAGAGUCCAUACAUACAGAAUAAGAGGACAUACCAAGAAUUACACCUGUCAUCCAGGACAGGAGAAGUGGGACUGUGCAGAGUCCAUCCAAACAGAAUAAGGACAGAUACUGAGAAUUACAGGA
This is a messenger RNA of Staurois parvus, 429 nucleotides long. The record is from the annotation of a GenBank genome assembly. NCBI's taxonomy places the organism in Eukaryota, Metazoa, Chordata, Amphibia, Anura, Ranidae.